GCAGCGAGUGAGUGAGCCAGGCAGUAUCAAUCGUCAAGGAAACGUCGCUCCCCAGCUAACAUUGAUUUCGGGGAGGAGGAGACACGAACGGACCGGACCGAACUGCACCGGCCGGCGGUUGGUUGCUGCUACGAGGCCAGAAUGAGCCGCUCAACACGGUCGACUUGACACUACCGCUGUGAGCACACUUGUUGAGGAUGGUACUGUGGCUCCCCCUGGUGGUGACUGUCCGCGUGGACCUGCUUCUGGUCUUGGUGUCUCUCCUCGCCUUCUGGACCCGGGUGCACCGCAUUGCGCACCCCAACGCCGUUGUCUUUGAUGAAGUUUACUACGGCCAAUUUGUGUCUCUUUACAUGAAGAGGAUUUUCUUUAUUGAUGACAGCGGACCGCCACUUGGUCACAUGAUCCUGGCCUUGGGGGCCUACUUGGGAGGAUUUGAUGGAAACUUCACAUGGAACCGAAUAGGAGCAGAGUACCCAUGCGGUGUAAGCGUGUGGAGUCUGCGUGUCCUCCCGGCAGUGUGCGGAGCGUUGUGCAUUCCUCUGGCAUAUUGCGUGACUCUGGAGUUGGGCUUUGGUCACAUGUCAGCGUUUGGAGCAGCGCUGCUGCUUUUGCUAGACAACGCUCUAAUUGUCCAAUCGCGGCUGAUGCUGCUGGAGUCAAUCCUGAUUUUUUUCAUCCUCUUGUCCUUCCUGUCGUACCUGCGCUUCUACCGUGCCAGCAGCAGCUGGCCUGUCAGAUACAGUUGGCUCCUCCUCUCCGGAACGUCCUGCGCUGCCGCCAUCGGGGUGAAGUACAUGGGCGCCUUCUCCUACCUACUGCUAGUAGGCGUGGCCUGUGUGCACUGCUGGAAGAUGAUUAGUGACACUCGUGUGAGCGGCGUGAGUGUGUUUUUUGAGUGUGUGUGUCGUGGUGUGUGUCUGCUGGUGCUUCCUGCCGUGCUGUACGUUCUCUGCUUCUAUCUGCACCUUACUCUUCUGCACCGCACUGGACCACAUGACCAGCUGAUGAGCCCCGCCUUCCAAGCCAGCCUUGAGGGAGGUCUGUCACGGAUCACGCAAGGUCAGCCCCUGGAGGUUGCGUAUGGUAGUCAGGUGACUUUGAGAAGCUCUGCCUCCCAGCCUAUCCCGUGCUGGCUGCAUUCUCACAAAGCCAACUAUCCAAUCAGGUAUGAGAACGGUCGCGGCAGCUCUCAUCAGCAGCAGGUGACCUGUUACGCAUUCAAGGACGUCAACAACUGGUGGAUCGUCAAGAACGCUGACAAGGCCGACCUCGCCGUUGGCCAUCCUCCUCGUACAGUGCGUCACGGCGACAUGGUCCAGCUGCUUCACGGAAUGACAUUGCGAUUUCUCAACAGCCAUGACGUCGCAGCCCCUGUCAGCCCCCAUGCCCAAGAAGUGUCGGGCUACAUCGACUUCAAUGUGUCCAUGCCCGCCCAAAACCUUUGGAGAGUGGACAUUGUGAACCGUGAGGAUGAUUCCGAGGUGUGGAAGACGAUCUUGUCAGAGGUUCGCUUGGUUCAUGUCAACACGUCAGCAGUCCUCAAGUUGAGUGGCUUGUCGCUUCCAGACUGGGCGUCAGGUCAGAUGGAGGUUGUCGCAGAGAAGAUUAAAGGUCACAGCAGUGGAGUGACAUGGACAGUGGAGGAGCACAGAUAUGGGACCAGUGAGGAGCAGAAGGACAGGGAGGCGGAGCUUCAUUCCCCCACGCACAUUGACGUGAACAGGAAGAUUUCUCUGUGGUCGAAGUUUCUGGAGGUUCAGUGGAGGAUGCUGACGGUGAAACAGGAAGACAAUGAGCACAAAUAUAGCUCCACCCCUUUGGACUGGCUCACCAUGGAAACAAACAUCGCCUACUGGCUCCACCCUUCCACCAACGCUCAGAUCCAUCUGAUUGGUAAUCCAGCAUCAUGGGGUGUGUCUCACCUCUGCCUCCUGGUCUAUCACGUCAUGGCAGCCAUCUACCUGCUGAGGAGGAGGCGGGGCAUCAAAGAUUUACCAGAUGCUGCGUGGGAGCGCUUCGUAUCGCUGGGCGUAUUGUGCGGUGGCGGCUGGUUGUUGAACUUCGUUCCGUUCGUGUUGAUGGAAAAACAUCUGUUCCUGUACCACUACCUGCCUGCACUCAUCUUUCUACACUUGCUCAGCGCCACCCUGCUGGAGCAUGUGUACACACACUUGCUCAGCAAGGACGUACACCGCCGUGUGUUGCUGGUGUGUGUUUUUGUCAUGUUGGCGUGUGUCUUCCUGUCCUACCACGCCUUCAGCCCUUUGACCUUUGGGAGCCCAGAGCUGUCGGCCAGUCAGUUGCGAGCGCUCAAGUGGAGGAGCUCCUGGGACAUCUUGUAUCGACGCCGCUAGACUCUUCCACUCAGUGAUAUCAGGCCUUGUGAAUGGACAGUGCUUCCGAAGUCGUCACAUAUCGUCACUUUUAACAAACAAUAAAUUUCAAGUUUAUUUUUUA
Messenger RNA from Hippocampus zosterae (dwarf seahorse), 2460 nucleotides. RefSeq names its product protein-O-mannosyltransferase 1 (gene pomt1). Gene Ontology annotation, cellular component: membrane; endoplasmic reticulum. The record is from RefSeq and is a predicted model, not a curated record. The transcript is spliced from 20 exons. Gene Ontology annotation, molecular function: dolichyl-phosphate-mannose-protein mannosyltransferase activity. NCBI's taxonomy places the organism in Eukaryota, Metazoa, Chordata, Actinopteri, Syngnathiformes, Syngnathidae. Gene Ontology annotation, biological process: protein O-linked glycosylation via mannose. Bases 198 to 2357 code for a protein of 719 amino acids.